AGACAGCACCUGUAGAACUCCUAUUUCUGAUUAGUGCCACCAGUGUCGUCCAAAUCGAUCGCUUUCGAAUUCAGCGGGUUGCCCGGGUUAGUACGGCUCCUAAAGAAAUAUGCAUUUUAAAUCUGAAGCUUAAUAAUCCCCAAAGAACAGUUUUAAUAAUACUGAUGUGUAAGUAUAGGCAAAACAUAAUGCUAUUAAAAACGAUAUCCGUUUGGGGAUGUGUAAAAACUACUAAUCCCAGGUGGCAUUGCGGCUCCCGCACCUGCGCAGUGAGGUGAGAGAGCGCGCGUCUUGAGCGGGGAAGAGAAAAGGCGCGCGCCUCGCUUCGUCUCCACACUGUCGCGUGAGAAGAGCUGACGGUUUGCGAAAUGUCUAAAAGGAAGAGGCAACAAUCUGCAGGCGGUAAGCGAAAAGGAACGACAAAGAAAAAGAAAGUAACACAGGAGAAGGCUUUGGGGACUGUGAACGAGGAGAGCACCGCCUGUGGUCAGCAAGCGGAACUGCGCUGUGAGGAUGACCGCGCUGCCCCGAGCAGCGCAGAGGAGAGAGGAGUCACAGGGAGCAGGUCAGAGAGUGAGGGGGGAGACGGCGCUCACAAACUCAGCCCUGGAGUGAAGGACUGCUUCCUACCGUUAGCUCAGAAUAUCCUCCCGGGCCGCUCCUCCACUGCGGGCUCAUCCUGCGAUGAUGAUGAGGAUGAUGAUGAUGAUGAUGAUGAUGUCGCCCAGCCCAGCGCGCCGGAGGAUACCACUUCGGACCAGCACAGGGGGGCAGGGGAAGGGCCGGGGCAGGGAGACGCCACCCUCCACAGUCACGGGGGAGCGCACGGGCCGAACCACAAAGCCAGCACUUCGGGAGAGCAGAGACAGGAGGCAGAUCCAGAGAGGCAGCAGCCCACUGUAACGGAGCAAGGGGUGGCAGGAGUGGGGGGGCAGGAGCACCUACCCCAUUCCGAGGGGUGCAGGACCCCUGGAUUAAAAGCCUCUCUGGGGUUGGAGGGUACAGAAACGCAGGGUGGUGGUGUUGCUGGUAGUCCACAGGGAGGGCUAGCCUGUUUAUUAGGGAGCGCGGAGGCUGUGUUUACAGAGGGGGGGAAGCAGUCCGAGUCAGCCAAGCCGAAACACGUUGAGACUUACCCCGAGACACAGGCUGAAACAUCGGCCGAUCUGCAGGGAAAGGGGGUGGCGGAGCCUUGCAACGAAGCUGGGGCUCAGCCUGCAUCCCCACAUUCCCACUGUGGAACCCCCGGAGAGCCCCCUGCCCUGCCAGCAGCAGCAGCCUCCGUUCCCGAGAGAGAAGAAUCUACGAGGCUCUGCAAAGGGGUGGUCCCCAGGCAGGGGCGAGGAGUCGCGAUGGAGAAGGGCUCGCAAGUUUUCCCGAAUCCGGGAUCCGGAACAACACCGCUGCCUCGUGCCUCUGCCGCCUCCUGGUCCCCUCGGAGCUGCGCGGGGCGAUCCCAGAUCCAACUCGGGAAUGAGGAUGCGGAAUCGGCAGCAGGCAGGAAAAUCCAAGACAGUGAGGAGGCGGGCCCUGAAAUGAACGAGAAGGAUUUAAUGAGAAAAACCCAGCAAAGCCAUUCACAGAGCAGAACCGAGACGGAAGAGUUAAAAGCAUCGCAGAGCUUCGGAGAGGGAGAGGGAAGCGACUGGGGACAAAUAAAGCUUUCAGAGAACAACAAACUAUCAACGUCAUCAUCCAGUGCAGCAGCAGCAGCAGAAUCCAAACCAGCAGCCGUGUACGUGAACCCGUGCGUGCUGGAGGAGAGGGACUGGGAAUCCCGCUUCGCCGUGCUGGAGAUGGAAGACUCGAGCGACGCGGGGGCCGGGCAGCGCAAGGCUAAGGGGGCGGGGCGGUCAAGGCGGUGCAAGCCUGCCACCAGUGCUGCUGCUGCUGCUGCUGCUGGGAAGAGGGAGGUGAGGACCGCGCUAGUGUGCGCUGAGACAGCCUGCCCUGAUCUGACUCACACCGAGGCGGAGGGAAGUCUCCAGGGAGCAGCUGGGGCAGGCGGACAGACAGACCCUGCCUCGGCCGCCCAGGAUCGAGAGGAGGGGGGACCCCACCCCAUUACCCCAGCUGCUGCCCGGGGGAGCCCCGAGUCUGAGAGAGAGGACACGGGGGCCACACAGAGCUGCGAGGAUCACAGCGAGUGGGACUCUGAGUUCCUGCACAACUGCUCCACGCAGCGCUUCCCUGACUCCUGCUCUCUCCCGGCUCCGCUCCCCGUCCUUGGGACAGAGUCCGGUGGUUCUGCCCUGGAGCUGCCUCUCUCCAUCGGCUCCAUCUCGGACUCGCAGCUCCACGAGAUCACACUGGGGGAGGCGAUGCCCGAGCCCCAGUCCCAGUCUCUGCAGGACUACGAGGACGCCAGCGAGCUGGUGUGCGGACUCAUAGAGGAGCUCUCGCAGAUCAACCGGCUCAUCAUGCUGACUCACCGGGAGCUGCAGUCUGGAAGGAACCCCCGCAGGGCCAGGCUGGGCUGGAGGGGAGCUGCUCGCUACACCGCCAACCCCAAGGACCUGCAACCCCGCUGGGAGACGCACCGCCAACCCCAAGGACCUGUAACCCCGCUGGGAGACGCACCGCCAAGCCCAAGGACCUGUAACCCCACUGGAGACACACCGCCAACCCCAAGGACCUGUAACCCCACUGGAGACACACCGCCAACCCCAAGGACCUGUAACCCCACUGGAGACACACCGCCAACCCCAAGGACCUGUAACCCCACUGGAGACACACCGCCAACCCCAAGGACCUGUAACCCCACUGGAGACACACCGCCAACCCCAAGGACCUGUAACCCCGCUGGAGACACAACGCCAACCCCAAGGACCUGUAACCCCACUGGAGACACACCGCCAACCCCAAGGACCUGUAACCCCACUGGAUACACACUGCCCAUCCCAAGGACCUGUAACCCCGCUGGAGACACAACGCCAACCCCAAGGACCUGUAACCCCACUGGAUACACAACGCCAACCCCAAGGACCUGUAACCCCGCUGGAGACACAACGCCAACCCCAAGGACCUGUAACCCCGCUGGAGACACACCGCCAACCCCAAGGACCUGUAACCCCGCUGGAGACACACCGCCAGAGAAGGGCCGGCAAACUCCAGUCCUCCAGGUUUUCAUUCCAACUUGAGCGCUUGAGUUUCACUUCAUUCCUCUAACUUAUUUGUUCAAUCAGACAUCCUUGUGAGUGACUCUGCAGCAGCAGCAGUUGUGAUGCAUCGCUCACCCCCUGGUCUCUGUAAGUCGCUUUGAACAAAAGCGUCUGCUACAUGACUCCUUUUUAAUAAGAAUCUUUCUUUUCAAGGUCUUUUAAAUUGACAGUUUAAAAAGAAAUGCCCUUGAUUCAAAGUGUGCAGGAGCUGUGAAACAUUGUGAGGCCGGGGAGAGAGAAGUGUUUAAUGUGUCCAAUUUGUCAAAUAAUUUAGAGCAAUUAAGUAAUUGAGAGCUCGGGGUGGAAGGAAAGCCAGAAGCUGCCCUGUGACCCCCCAGGAGCUGAGACUCCCCCCCAACCCGCACAAGAGGCACCCGCAGACACACGACAAAGAGAGCAGCGCAACUGGGCUGCAGUGGUCAGGUGCUUCUGUGUGUGUGUUUUUGUUGGGUUAUUUUUUUUACGUUCUUAAAGUCUAAACGGUUUUAGAAAAUACUUUGAGUAUCUGGUUGUCUUUUAGAAAUGUUUUUUUUAUUAUUAUUUAUUUAAUUGAUUGUUUUCAAGCGGCUUACCAAAUGUGUUUUUUUUUUUUACAUGUUGAGUAAAGUUUGUUCUCUCAUACUGAAGUUACUCCCUGUUCUCAUUGGUGUGGAAGGUUUGUAUUGGAAUUCCUUUUAAAAAGCUGUUUUCUAGUUUUUAUCCUGACCUAGAUCACAGCUUGAUGAUGUCGCGUGUGACUACGGCUGUGUUUAGUUUUAUUUAUUUCUUUCACGGAUUUCAGUUCCCGUGUAACAUGUAGUUCACCGUGAAGAUCCCAUCACCGGCAAAACUCCUCAAACCUGACGUCUGCAAACUGAUCUGCGUUACAAAAAACAGAUCCGAAGCACAUGUUAAAAACACUCCACAGGAAGCGAACCUUAAAGUGACUGACGACUGGAGUGACAUCACCCAAGCACGGGCUGCGACUAGCCAGGAUAGGGUGAGGGGACAGAGGCAGGAACCACGGCAUAUAUACUGAGUAUAAUAAGCAGAGCUCCAGCUCAGAAAAACAGCUCUUUAAGGACUGCAUUCGCCUAUCGCCCCCUGCAGGAGAGAGCUCUUUAUUUUUUUAUCAAAGGCUUUAUUUUUGUAAUUGCUGUUUGUUUCUAGUUCUGAAGCCAAAGUGAAAUCUGCAGCUCAGGUCAAAUGUUUUGCACCAAAAAAACAUUUUUAGGAUUGACAUAUAAAAAAAAAGAAAACCUAUCUGAACACAAUGUAGAUAUUUUAUUUAACAUUGUGUAAUCAAAAGAAGCGACAAAAUGAUAUUGCAAAAGUCUACCGGAAGCCACAAUAGUGGUACAGUAGUAUUUCAUGUUAGAUUUUGAAAUGUCCCAUUUUUAAUUUGUCAGUUUGUUUUGUUAAGUAUCUGGAAAACUACAAAGCGGUGUUUUAUUCAAUAUGUUAAGGUCACAUUAUUCAGCGGGUUUCAUUCGACUGCAUGAAGCACAGUGAGUUAAUGGUGAUGCAAGACUUUUGCGUGUUUCUUGUAAAAGUACAGAAAUGUUUGAAAUUGAAGUUAAUAAUAAUGUGCAUCGACACAAAAAACCAAAGAAUAGAGA
This is a messenger RNA of Acipenser ruthenus (sterlet), 4759 nucleotides long. Its product is annotated as mucin-4-like. The coding region runs from base 369 to 3140 and encodes 923 amino acids. The record is from RefSeq and is a predicted model, not a curated record. The transcript has 8 exons. NCBI's taxonomy places the organism in Eukaryota, Metazoa, Chordata, Actinopteri, Acipenseriformes, Acipenseridae.